AAAAAAGUUAUCUUAAAAACGCCGGCAUGGCCGCUCUUCGAGACUCUCUGUGCGUAUCUAGCUAUGUAACAUGUAACGUGAUGAUCUUGGCCGAAUGAUGUCCGCGGCAUCGCGGAGAUGACCGUCUCGAUCGCCGGUGAGUGACGUCCAGUGUCAAGAUGUGAUUGACACUCGCGCGGUUUCGAAGCAGUCGCGACGAGCCUGUAUCUUAUUCCUUCUUCCAUCUCUGAGCGUCGAGCGUGCGGAGAGGUGUCCGGCGAUAAGCCGCACGAAAGCCCGGGAUCAAUGGCGGUCGCGGCGAAUUCCUUCGACGCCUGGCUCAGCAAGAAAUUGCAGGCCCUCAAUACGGACGAGGGUGUCUUUGGUACAUACAUCAAGGGCAUUCUCGAAAGCGACGAGCCCGAGGACGAGAAAACCGAGGCUCUCGAGAGCAUACUCGCGGGCAUAACGGAGGAUAAUAUCAGCAAACAUGUAGCAGAAAUCUUAAGCGCAUGGGCAGAGUGGUUGCCAGCUAAAGAUUUAACUACGGCAUCUGCACCAACGGAAGAUGUCGAUGUCAGAUUAGCUAAGAUGUUGGAAUCACAGAGUCUACCUACAACAACACAGAAGAGCUAUACAGAGGAAGAGAGACGAAUACGGGAAGCUAUACUAGCACAAUAUAGUCAAAUGUCUGAUGAAGAUAAUAGUGAAGGAGAUGGGGAAGAAGAAGGGGCUGGUGGUGGAGACUGUGGAAUCGAAAAGAAUUUAAACGCAGCAACUAUUGUACAACAAGAAAGAGAAAAAAGAGAAAAGGCCAAACUUGAAAGCCAAAAAAAGAAAGAAAAAGAUAAAGAAGACAGAGAAAAGCAAAAACAAUUGAAAGAAGAAAAAAAAGAGAAAAGAAAAACUCAAAAAGGAGAGAGACGAAGGUAGCAUCGAAACAAAAGCAAUGCAAAAUUUACCUCAAAAUUACUGAAUACAUAUAUGCUGCUGUAUUCGUAUACAUCUAUCCUUAUUGUCGUGCAUGCAACGAUCUCCGACAGUUAUUUAAACCAGUCAUCUUAUAUUUUCAUUAGAAGAAUAUAUGUGUAGUACCCAUGUCGUUAGAAGACGAAUUUGUAGACUCAAUAUGAAUGCAUUCAUCACAAA
This is a messenger RNA of Cataglyphis hispanica, 1128 nucleotides long. Its product is annotated as coiled-coil domain-containing protein 43. The coding region runs from base 286 to 912 and encodes 208 amino acids. The record is from RefSeq and is a predicted model, not a curated record. The transcript is spliced from 3 exons. Lineage: Eukaryota; Metazoa; Arthropoda; Insecta; Hymenoptera; Formicidae.